Messenger RNA from Drosophila eugracilis, 852 nucleotides. RefSeq lists its product as uncharacterized. The transcript has a single exon. NCBI's taxonomy places the organism in Eukaryota, Metazoa, Arthropoda, Insecta, Diptera, Drosophilidae. The record is from RefSeq and is a predicted model, not a curated record. The coding region runs from base 7 to 810 and encodes 267 amino acids.
UGCGACAUGGAGAGCCAAAAAGUUGAGACUACCAGCGCGGAUGACACAAUCUCCGCGGCUGACUCAUCGCCGGCGUUGAAUGUUUUGUGUUCCAUAUGUGACGCGUUCCUUAGAGCGAACGACAUUGUUUGUAACACCAACAAGUGCGGUCACGUUUUCCACAAGAACUGCCUAACUUCUUGGCUAGAUAGUUCCCUCACCUGCCCACAGUGCCAGACCCCAUGCGACCAAAAUCUCAUCACCAGAAUAUACCUUAACUUUGCCGAAGCCACAAAGGCCUGCGAUGAGACCCCUUCCGUUACGAAGUUCUAUAAAAUGGAUACCCAUUUCGAGUGGGUCCCCAUGAAUCUCGAUGAGGAUAGCCGUACGGAGGACUCGCAUCUGACCCCCGCUGGAGCUCUACGAUGUGGGGUCAACGAGAAGGGGCAUCCCACAUAUGUGGCUCGUGCCUAUUUCAAUAACGAUCGCCUGCCGGCUCACUAUGUACCGAAGGAAAAGGUUGCCUAUGGAGGAUGGGAUGGUCAUGCCUAUGCUUUAACAGAUGGCGUUGAGGUUCUGGUGCUGAAAGAUUGUGACCACGAGUGGGUGGAUGGUAAUGAUGGAUCCUAUCCGGAAGAUUCUUUGCCAACUGGAUAUUCCCAUUGGGGUGAGGUCACAUACACGGGACGCGGCUGGCACGAGGGAGUGCUCCGACUGGGCAAGGUCCAUCCUUCCCACAAGAAAAUGUUCGUACCACACCAGGAUGAGGAGGUUGGCCUUAAGGAGUACGAAGUUUUGGUGAUCACGCCACGGCAGCUUUCAUAUUCUUAAUCAUUAUGUUUUUUACAGCUACGUACACAAAAUUAUAACUUG